Cygnus olor (mute swan) is the source of this 1671-nucleotide messenger RNA. RefSeq lists its product as uncharacterized. Gene Ontology annotation, cellular component: cytoplasm. NCBI's taxonomy places the organism in Eukaryota, Metazoa, Chordata, Aves, Anseriformes, Anatidae. The record is from RefSeq and is a predicted model, not a curated record. The transcript is spliced from 8 exons. The coding region runs from base 443 to 1525 and encodes 360 amino acids.
GACCUUGGCUGGCUGCCGGGUGCCCGCCCACACGCUCCCUCGCUGCCCUCCUCAGCAAGACCGGGGCAGAAAAUACGGUGAAACGCUCGUGGCUGAGAGAAGGCCGGGCAGACGGCGGGAUGCUUGCUGCCAUGGGCAAAAGAGACUCGGCUCGGUGAAAAGCGAUGGAAUUUGUGGCCAUGUGAGAACGGCACAGUGAGAACUACAAGCACAAACUGCAAGCACCUUGCCGCGUAAGCCCACACCAGGGGCCAGGGAGCGUCUCCGGAACCGGGAGCAGGGCCUCUGGGGCGGGUCCCGUCCCAACGGACACAACGGACCUGGUUCCGUGCAGCUGCGACUGCUUGGAGUGCUACCGGGUGCUCCAGGUGCGAAGCAAAGGCACAAACCGCGGGCACCUUGCCACAGAAACCCAGCGCAGGAGCCAGGGCUGAGGAGCAGGAUGUCAGGGAGACCCCCCUGCUCCCCGCGAGCGGCCUGGCUGGAGGAGGCUGGGGCCUCCCCGGCCUCCAGGCCCCGGCCGCAGCCCUAUGAGGAGAGUGAGGUGCAGCCACUGCAGGCGCCCUCUGGCUCAGGCGUGGGCCCUUCUGCCUCGGCCGUGCUGUGGCAGGAGGAAGAGGACGCCCUGAGCUUCAUCCGCGCUUGCUGCAGCCGCAGACCCGAGCGAGAGGCGCAGAAGCUGAGGUUUCUGGCCUCCGUCUGCGACGCCUGCAGAGCCGCCGUCACGGACCACACCACCUGGGACGCGGUGUAUUUCUGCCAGCUGGAGGUGGCGCGGAGCAUCGAGGCGCUGCUGCAGGAGGAGCCCACCGAUCGCCUGGACACGGAGGUGCGGCAGAAAGCCAUGCUCGCCAUCGCCGCCAUGAGCAGAGCGGGGCUGCUGCCGCAGGACAGGAAGAACGGCCUCCUGCGCGCCUGCCUCUGCAGCGUCUUCCACCUCCCUGAGGAGGAGGACACAAGCAACCCGGACGUGUCUCUCUACUUCAAGACCGUGGAAGCCCUGGACAGCCUGCUGCAGGUGCUGGUGGGCAGCGCCGGCGCCUCCGGCCUCCUGGAGCUGCAGAACAUCUUGAAGCUCCUGCUGCCCUUCACCCAGCAGCAGCCGGAGGCCGUGGAGGAGAGGGCCAUGGCGCGGAUCGCCAGGCUGGCCGCCUUCAUCAACACCUGCUCCUUGCCCCAGGUCAGCUCCUGCUUUGCAGGAGCCACAGUGGUGAGGCAUCAUCACCCCGAGAAGCACCGCUUCUCCAUGCUGGGGAGGCUGGUGGGGUACCUCCUCCUGUGCUGCACCUCCGAGAACGAGGGAAAAAGCCACGAGGCAGCGGAGGCUGUGCGCCACCUCUACAUCUUCAUCGGGCAGCAAAGAAGUGAGAGGAGCCGCGUCGGGCUGGGUCCCUCCAGACACGGGCACGCCGGCACAGCCAGGCCAGCACCAGGCCGCCUGGGCCCCUCUCCUCAGCAGGAGAGACGCGACCGAGCGAGCCCGGCUGCCUUUCCGCGGGCUGACGAGCCGUUCCCCCUGCCCUGAGCGCGAGAGCCCGGGCCCUCCCUGGGAGCGCUGCCCCCAGCUCUGCUCUGGCAUGCCCCCUUCCUGCCAGGGAGGCUUGUGCCCGAGCCCCCGGCUGCCACUGCCAGGUCCCCAGGCCCCCCCCGCUGACACUGUGUCCGCUUUUC